AUGAAGCUCAUCAACAAGCACGUCGAAAGGGAUGGAUCGGGCUAUGUGACCCUCCGUCCAGAGGAUGAUGAAGACAUGUGGCAUGUCUACAACUUGAUAUCAGAGGGGGACGAAGUCCGAGCUCUGACUAUGCGCAAGAUCAACACUUUAUCGUCUACGGGAACGACAGAUUCCUACCGAGUCAGAGUAAACUUGACUCUACAAGUCGUCAAGACGACAUUCUCUCCCGCUGCUUCCAGCUCGACCAGCAGCGGUGGACAAGAGAAGAAGGAACCCACAGCGAGUCUUCAGGUAUCUGGCAAAGUCAUCCAGGAAAAUGACUACGUCCGUAUGGGAGCUUUUCACACUAUCGACUUGGAAGCCAAUAGAGACUUUCGACUGACCAAAGCGACUGGUUGGGAUUCAGUGGCUCUGGAAAGGAUAGAAGAGAGUACAAAAGAGGGUAGAGGCGCUGAAGUUGGAGCUGUCGUCUGUGGAGAAGGCACCGCGGCAAUCUGCCUGUUGUCGGAGCAUAUGACCGUCGUUCGACAACGUAUAGAUACAGCUGUUCCACGAAAGCGGAAAGGUGGAACAUCUGGUCAUGACAAGGCAAUGGAGACCUUUUUCUCCAAUGUCUAUCAAGCUGUCCUCCGAUUGAUACCAUAUCAGACGCUCAAAGCGAUUGUGAUCGCCAGUCCAGGCUUUACGAAAGAGUCCCUAUAUGACUACAUUUUUCACCAGGCGACCUUGACCAACAACAAGCCCCUCAUGGCGUCUCGGUCAAAGUGGAUCAAGGUUCAUUCGAACACUUCUCAUGUCCAUUCCCUAGUUGAGGCAUUGAGAGCUCCGGAAGUGUCAAAAAUGCUGCAAGGUGCCAAGUUUGCGCGUGAAGGGUUGGGGCUGGACGCUUUCCACAAGAUGCUAGCUACGGAUGAAAUGAGAGCAUGGUAUGGGCCUGAACAUGUCGCGUUGGCCGUAGAUAGAGGUGCCGUCGGCACUCUCUUGAUCUCGGAUGAUUUAUUCAGGUCCAGUGAUCCAGUGACCCGGAAUCGAUAUGUCGAGAUGGUGGAAGCUGUCCGAGCUCGAGGUGGCGAAGCCUUGAUCUUUUCCUCGAUGCACGAGUCAGGUCAACAGCUUAAUCUAUUGACGGGUAUAGCCGCCAUCUUGACGUAUCCGCUGGACAUUGAGAUAGUCGAGAUGGAAGAGAGGGAGGAGAAGGAGCGCUUAGAGAAAGAGGCCAAUGGAGUUCAAGUGGAUGACGACGAGGAGGAGGAGGAGCAGCAGCAACAGCAUGACGGUGCUCCGAGUACCCCAUGA
Molecule: messenger RNA, 1296 nt
Organism: Kockovaella imperatae
Lineage: Eukaryota; Fungi; Basidiomycota; Tremellomycetes; Tremellales; Cuniculitremaceae
Product: pelota
Exons: 10
Coding region: 1-1296 (431 amino acids)
Biological process (GO): nonfunctional rRNA decay; ribosome disassembly; nuclear-transcribed mRNA catabolic process, no-go decay
Cellular component (GO): cytoplasm
Source: RefSeq, a predicted model, not a curated record